Messenger RNA from Phalaenopsis equestris, 1200 nucleotides. RefSeq names its product RING-H2 finger protein ATL3-like. The record is from RefSeq and is a predicted model, not a curated record. Lineage: Eukaryota; Viridiplantae; Streptophyta; Magnoliopsida; Asparagales; Orchidaceae. Bases 219 to 1109 code for a protein of 296 amino acids. The transcript has a single exon.
UCUCCCGCCCCUCAGUUGCGCUGCGCUCGCCCAUUUACUUCGAGUUUUUAGGUCUUUGCUUGUAUCCGCUCUCUCCAUGCUAUAUAUAGCAACCAACCACGUGUUGAUUCAUCCCCUCAAGUCUCUUGUUCAUCCAAUCUUCAAAAACCAGAUUUCAAAAUCCAAUUUUGUUUGCAUUUUUCAAAACUCGGAUCUCAGACUCGAAGGCAGUGGCCGUGAUGGGAAACACAGAUUUGUCUCCCGGUAUGGAUAUGGGAUCCCAUGGCUCAGUGAUGACUGUAAAGAUCAGCGGAAAGGUCCUGACAGCUGCAGUCAUAUUUCUCUUUCUAUUUGUGUUCUUCGCUAUCUUCCUUUAUUUCUACGUGAAAGAACAUUGGAUCCGAAGAUUCGCCGACCAAAGCCGGACCCAACUCAUCAUCACCACCGCUGUUGACGCCCCAAUUCCCAGACGAGGCCUUAGCAGAGGCGUUCUUCGCUCUCUUCCAUCCGCUGAAUUUCGGCGAUGCAAUUUCAAGGACGGGAUUGAAUGCUCUGUUUGUCUCUGCGAGCUCUCCGAGGGAGAGAAGUUUCGGUUGCUUCCAAAAUGCAACCAUGGGUUCCACCUUGAUUGCAUUGAUAUGUGGCUGCAUUCUCACUUUACGUGUCCCGUUUGUCGUAGCCCAGUUGGCCCGGUGGCUUCCGGAGAAGGUGAAGUGUUUCCGGUGAUGGCGUCCGGACAACCCUCGUCGGAAUCCCCUGCUUUGCCAACCAAUAUGCUGUUUUGGAGAAAUAAUGGUAGGUUUAACACUAGGGGGUUGUCGCUUCAGUCGGAGAGGAGUUUAGUGAUAAGCAUACCGAAUAGAUUUGCUGAAGAGUUACCCAAUCCGAUUUCGAUAGCGGGAACGAGCAGGUGUUCUGGGGAGAACUUGACGUCGCCGGUGGAGGAGAUGAGAUCACCCGCAACGUCAAAGUUUAGAUCUUUAAAAAGGAUUUUGAGCAGGGGAAAGAGGAGUAGUGGUUCAUGUUGCAGCAGCCCUGUUGAAGGUGAUAUUGAGCAAGGACUGGGGAGAUGUGGAGUAGUAAGAGAGGAGGGAAGCUCCAAUGUUUCUAAAACUCUUCACAGCAAUUAAUUCUGUUGCUUCUUUUCCGUGGCCAUGGCCAACGCUUGAGUGUUGAGUUUGUAAGUUCGGUUUGAGGAUUUCGGGUGUUUGUAGCUAUUUG